CGACGCUGUGCCGUCUCUCGCCGAACAGGCGUCGGCAGCGUCCGGAUUCGACGCUGUCCCAGAAGAAAUUUGUUGGUGGUUCUACUUAUUAACUAAUACGAUUUGUAACUAUUGAUGGUAUUCAUGUUGAUGCCGAGUGCGAACUAGGGGCGGCGAUGUUCGGGAGCAAACUUCGAUCAUGGAUGGAAGCCGUGAGGCCGCGCAAAAAACAGCACCGGAAAGAAAAGCAGAGUAAAACAAAUCUCGGCACGAACGCGGUUUCAGCCUCAAAUUGGCAGAACGGAGAUAGUUGCAGGUCAUCGCAAGAUGAUCUACUGGUUGUUGAGAAGGGGAAUCGGAAAAUCGGAAACGGUGCCUUGGCCGAAUCGGGUCAGAGUAACCAAGGGCCUGCAACGCGAUACUCGGCCAAUAACUUAUCUUCUCCAGAAUCGGCUUACUCCACGGGCUAUUCCACCGACGGGACGUCACCCGGCGCGCCCCCGGACUACUACAUAAACAUCCGCACAGGCGUUAAAUAUUUUCCAGCUGAAGGAGACCGGUACCACGAACAGCAGUUGAGGUACCUGCAACAAAAACGCGUAUCUAACGGGAACGAGACGGAGGUAUCUUUGCGGGCCAAACCUUUGACCCCGUCUUCGACAUGUUUGUCCCCGCCGGUUACCAUUCAUCACCGGCCCCCGAACAUGCAGACGCAAGAGGUGGAGAGGGUGCUCCCAGUGCAAUCACGUACGACCCCCGCAUUCCAGUGUAGUAGUGGAGUAACCCCUACUAGAUUAAGCGAAGUUGUUGCUAGUCCCGUUCUAACGUCACCAAGACAACGCAACCGGAUUAGAACAAAUCCGUGGGUUCCGGGAAGCACUCUCAGUCCGGGGCAAAUCCGACAAGAAAUGCCGAAAAUCACGACCCCCGCACCCUCCACCGGAAGCCCAAUUUCGCGCCGGUUUUUGAGCCCAUCGACGGUCCGCGGACCAAAUAUACGAAAUCAGUCGCUUUCGUCGUCGUCUUGUUCGUCUUUGAGCGGAGCCAGUGUCCACUGGGAUGCGAAAAAACCAUCAGGAAGCGACGAAGACGACUGUACUCUAAACGAGAUGAUGGGGAAGUACGACGAGAGUUACGUAUACGAGAAAGAAAAUGAUAUUCUUAGCGAUAGCGAUCCAACUGAUUGUGAUACGGAUAUAGAUACGGGUCAAGAUGGAGGAGACGAGGAUGAACCGGUGGAAGGAGAGUUUGAUUUUAUCGAUAAUGGGUCGUACCUAGAGCUCGAUCCUAGAGAAGAUCGCAAUACUGGCCAUUGCACUUAUUAUAACUUUGAGGUUCCACGAAAAGCGUCUAGAAGACGUACCACUCGUCGGAGUAAACAGUGUAGCGAGAAGAGACGCAGGUCGAGUUCUAACAAAAAGCGACACAAGCAACUAGAGCGUUCCGUGAACGUCCAGCUGAACGGUUCUAAGAGCGCUGGUGCUACCCCUUUGUCCGUCCGCCGCAGUAAGCACCACCCGAUGUCUAAGUUGGCCCUAGAUGAUUGCCUGAAAAAACGGUCUAAUUCCAUCAGCUUCAGCCGAGAAGAUACCCUUUCCACCAUCGAUAAAAGAGAUAAAGAAGCCGAUCAGAAAUAUCGCGAAUUGAUCGUCGAAGCCGAGCAUAUAUUGCGAAGCAUGAAGACUAACGGCCUAUCUCCGAGGCGCGUUCCCGGUCCCGCAAAUAAGCGAGUGGAAAUCCUACGUAACACAGAAUGUGCCAAACCGGAAUUAUUCAUGAAGAACAGACUGAUAGAAGAACCAGGCCCACCAUUUACAAAAAUACCGUCCAAUAAUUUUAAUUGUCCCAGAUUUAGUCCUAAGCGCAACCACAUCACUAACUUUAUGAUCAACAAUUCGCCUGCUUUGAUGAGAAGAGAAAUGGAAUAUCCAACGUCCCCGCUUGCCAAAAGACCGGAGUCGCCCAAAUUGAGCCGAAGCCAUAAUAGGAGUGACGCAAACAGACGCAGUCCCAAAUACCGGAAGAAAUCAAAUAAGCCGAAAUUACAAGAAUGUCCCAGCUCGAGCAGUGAUUCCGACGCGGACGGGGCGGGGAAGAAUAAAAAUUCCGGUCACGCAACACAAACAGAUUCCUUGGGUUUCGGAUGUCCUCAGAGCGAGCCGGUCAGAAGGAAAGUUUAUUCAGGCCGGGGAAAAACUGUUGCUUUUAAUCUCAAUUACGAAAAUGUUUGCAACAAUGUUACAGAUUCCCCCACCCGGGUUCUCGAAACGCAAGACUAUAAAAACAGUGCGGAAAAUCUGAGGCAGCAAGUUUUAAUGAACACCAUCGCCAGCUUGAAGAAGAGUUUGGAGGAUCAGUCGGCUUCGUUGAAGCAGGUGUACAGAAGUUCCCAUAAUAUACAUUUAUAAGUUGCAGGAAUACAGAUAUAUUUAUAAUUUUAUACCAAAUUGAUGUUCAAAACAAACACCACGUAGUUGCUAGGAGAGACACGAUUUUGUUCAUUCCCAUGGCGUAUAAGCUGCUGAAGCAAGUAUCACUGGAGGUUUAGUACUUUUAUCACGCAUUAAUCCGUGUAGUUGUUAACAUAUUUAAACAGACGUACUUAUCGGUAGCGUUUUUUUCCAAACCAGAGUAGAGUUUUGGGUUGAAGUAGAGACAAUAUUAGAGAUUAGAUGACGUAGAAAAAUACUAAUGUAGGUUCUUGUCGGCUCACUUUUCUCUCUUUCUCACAGGUGUAUUUUUGAUAAGGCGAAGGAACGGGUACCUUAGUUGCGCCGAUACAAAUGUUAUUGAUUUGCAGAGUCAUAAAACAAAUGUUUAUUGAUUAACCAGUUGUCAUUUUAAGUGGGCCACAAUCAAUUAUGUAACAAUAUUGGAUAGUAAAAUAAUGUAGUACAAUUUAGUAUAAUUUGAAUGUGGUAUUUGAAUCGGACUAAUAAUCUGUGAAUAUCAUCUUUGAUUACGUUGUUUCUGGAGUAAAUACGGCCUGAUUAACCAUUGUUAAUUUUUGACUCUAAUUUUAGAUGUAGUUGAAUUAUGGCAGUAAAUGUUAAUUUGUUAUUUCCUGCAGAAGGAAAUGUUAUUUUGAAAAAAAAUAACACUAAAAUCGAUCAGUACUUUGACUGAACGACUCCAAAUGAACGUUUGGGGUUUAACUCAGAACGCAUUCCCUGUUAAAACUGUGCUAUUCUACUGAUAUAUUUUUAAUAUAUGUAUUUUUAUAGGCACUAAUCGAAUACGUUACGCCUAUAUGCAUAUUCGUUAUUUGAAAUGUGCCUGUUUUGACUCUCAAUUUUAACUCCACAGCUAAGCUAUCACCGUAUUCAUGUUGUGAUUCCUGAAUUGUUAAAUUUUUCAAAUAUUCAUCUGUAAAUAAAAUAAAGAAAAUGGAAUUUC
This is a messenger RNA of Zophobas morio, 3375 nucleotides long. RefSeq lists its product as uncharacterized. The record is from RefSeq and is a predicted model, not a curated record. The coding region runs from base 156 to 2387 and encodes 743 amino acids. NCBI's taxonomy places the organism in Eukaryota, Metazoa, Arthropoda, Insecta, Coleoptera, Tenebrionidae. The transcript is spliced from 8 exons.